AUGGGGGAAAGUAUCCGUGAAUACUUAGAAAGAAUGGACAUUUUCUUUCAAGUGAAUGAAAUAGAACCCUGGCGGCACAAUUCCAAAAAGACAGUGAUGCUGGUAACGUUAGGAGGAGCGUCACUUUACAGCCUGAUAUCGAAGAUGGUAUCAUCGGAGGAGCCAAAGUCGUGCAAUUAUGAAAAGCUGUGUAUAAAGCUCAGAGAGCAAUUGGAACAAAAAGUGAAUGUGGUGGCGGAACGGUACAAUUUUCGGCAUAGUAUGCAGAAGGACCUCUCUAUUCCUGAAUACAUUAUGGAACUGAAAGCUUUGGCACAAACGUGCAAGUUCCAAUCGUUUUUGUUGGAAAUGUUGCGUGAUCAGUUGGUGACUGGUGUACGGGACGAAGGUCUGCGGAAACGUCUGUUAAGAGAAUCAGAUCUGUCGUUCGAGCAAGCAGAAAAUAUCGCCAGAACGUGGGAAGCAGCGGAUGAGCAGAACGCAACUUUUACGACAGAAGUACAGCCUAGAGAAAUGGCAGCAAUAAGGCACGCGCCAAAAAGUAGCGUCGGUACGCAGCGUUACAACCACGUAAGGAGUAGUGCUUAUGCAUACAGGCAACGUAAAGAGCACGAGAGAGAGAGGAAGUGUUAUAGAUGUGGAAGAUUACACAAUCCACAAACAUGUCCAGCACGAUCGUGGCAGUACAAAUCAGGACGCAAACGAGUUGGUGAUCCACUGAACUCGGAGAGCGGAAAAAAGAAGGAAAAGAUAUUCGACAUGCAAGAGGAAAAGCGAAAACAGAUAGUGCACAACUAUCUGCAAAAUCCAGCAGUGUCAUCUCGGGAGCUGGCAAAACAGUUAAGUUUGCCUAAGUCGACUGUUGCGCGAGUGAUUAAAAAGUACAAGGAGACACAGACGAUUGUUCGUAAGGUGCAAACUAAGCGACGGAGUGGAACCGUGAAUCGUGAACUGCGAUUGAGAGUCAUUUGGAAAAUCAAGGCUAACCCAAACAUCUCCGACUUCAACUUGGCUAAAAAUCUUAACGCCGACCGCUCUACUGUUCGGUGA
Anopheles moucheti is the source of this 1050-nucleotide messenger RNA. RefSeq lists its product as uncharacterized. The coding region runs from base 1 to 1050 and encodes 349 amino acids. The record is from RefSeq and is a predicted model, not a curated record. The transcript has 5 exons. Lineage: Eukaryota; Metazoa; Arthropoda; Insecta; Diptera; Culicidae.